Molecule: messenger RNA, 1470 nt
Organism: Podarcis muralis (Common wall lizard)
Lineage: Eukaryota; Metazoa; Chordata; Lepidosauria; Squamata; Lacertidae
Gene: SELENOI
Product: selenoprotein I
Biological process (GO): phosphatidylethanolamine biosynthetic process
Cellular component (GO): endoplasmic reticulum membrane; Golgi apparatus
Molecular function (GO): ethanolaminephosphotransferase activity
Source: RefSeq, a predicted model, not a curated record
CGGAAGCCGGCGAGGGCCGCGCUCCUUCGCCAAGGCGGGCGCGCGCGCGCUGUGAGGGAGCUUGUGAGGGAGCUGCCCGGCGGCGCCUGUCACGGCGGCGAGGCGCGUCUCUCUCUCUCUCUCUCUCCGACAGCCUCCGCCAUGGCCGGCUACGAGUACGUGAGCGCCGAGCAGCUGGCCGGCUUCGACAAGUACAAGUACAGUGCUGUGGACAGCAACCCCCUCUCCCUGUACGUCAUGCAUCCCUUCUGGAACACGGUGGUCAAGAUUUUCCCCAUGUGGCUGGCCCCAAACUUGAUAACGUUUAGUGGCUUCCUGCUCCUUGUCUUCAACUUCUUCCUCAUGGCAUACUGUGACCCUGACUUUUAUGCAUCUGCACCCGAUCAGCAGCACGUUCCGAACAAAGUCUGGGUCAUGGUGGGCCUCCUCAAUUUCAUGGCUUACACGCUAGAUGGCGUAGAUGGCAAGCAGGCCCGGCGCACGCAGUCCAGCACCCCUCUGGGAGAGCUCUUUGACCACGGCCUGGACAGCUGGGCCUGCAUGUUCUUCGUGGUGACGGUCUACUCCACCUUCGGCCGGGGGCCCAACGGCGUCAGCGUCUUCGUCCUCUACCUCCUCCUGUGGGUGGUCCUGUUCUCCUUCAUCCUCUCCCACUGGGAGAAGUACAACACGGGGGUUCUCUUCUUGCCCUGGGGGUACGACAUCAGCCAGGUGACCAUUUCCAUCGUGUACAUUGUGACGUCUAUAGUGGGAGUGGAGGCCUGGUACAACCCUUUCCUCUUCAAUUUCUUGUAUAGAGACCUAUUCACUGCAAUGAUCUUUGGUUGCGCGCUGACUGUGACCCUCCCCAUGAGCCUGCUGAACUACUACAAAGCCUACAGAAGCAACACCCUGAAGCACCACUCCUUCUACGAGGCGAUGCUGCCCUUCCUCUCGCCCGUCCUCCUCUUCAUCCUCUGCACCAUUUGGAUCUUCCACUCGCCCACGCAGAUCCUGGAGACCCAGCCCCGCCUCUUCUACUUCAUGGUCGGCACGGCCUUUGCCAACAUUUCCUGCCGCCUGAUCGUCUGCCAGAUGAGCAGCACCCGCUGCCAGCCUCUCAACUGGCUGCUCUUCCCGCUGGCCCUGGUCAUCUUCGUGGUGCUGACGGGCGUCUUGCCGGAGAGCGAAACCUUCCUCCUCUACCUGCUCACCACCUUCAUCACUGUGGCGCACAUCCAUUACGGAGUCGGCGUGGUGACCCAGCUGAGCAAGCACUUCAACAUCCGCCCCUUCUCGCUACGAAAACCCAGCUCCGAUUGACUAGACGUGGAGGCAGGAGAGAAGAAAUCCGGCCCACCGCCUGCAGGUGCUCUGUGAACGCAGCCCCCCCCCCAUGUAAAUACACUUCAGCCAUCACCACGGAACUAAAAUUUGACCCACUUUGGGUGGCAACGAAGCCUGGCAGCCUUGCAGAGGGAUGGACCCUUC